AUGGAUUGUUCUUCAACACACAUGGGUGAGAGUAACGCAUCUGGGGGCAAGAGUCAGACUUUAGUUGAAAAAACGGAUGAACGCCUUUCGCAAUUGGUCUCACGGGUCGAUUUUCAACAAUAUGCGAAGGAACAACGCAAAGUGGAUUAUGAGGCUCUCGAAUCUAUCCCUCCAUUGUCGACCGACGAGAAGUUAUUUGCUACGAAAUAUUUAUGCAAAAACAACGAGGAACUUGAUCUUUUUUUCAACCUCAAAGAAUAUGCGAAAUGGUCAAUGGUUCUCCUCAUUUUAGAGGACCCCUUUUAG
This is a messenger RNA of Striga asiatica, 306 nucleotides long. NCBI's taxonomy places the organism in Eukaryota, Viridiplantae, Streptophyta, Magnoliopsida, Lamiales, Orobanchaceae. The record is from the annotation of a GenBank genome assembly.